This is a messenger RNA of Melanaphis sacchari, 1289 nucleotides long. RefSeq names its product protein ABHD11-like. The transcript has 4 exons. Gene Ontology annotation, cellular component: mitochondrion. NCBI's taxonomy places the organism in Eukaryota, Metazoa, Arthropoda, Insecta, Hemiptera, Aphididae. The coding region runs from base 208 to 1116 and encodes 302 amino acids. Gene Ontology annotation, molecular function: catalytic activity. The record is from RefSeq and is a predicted model, not a curated record.
UUACGAAUUACGAUUAUUAUUUUAUUAUAGGUAGUUUACAAGAUAUUACAUCAUCUUAUUUAAUAUUCAUUAUUCAUUUCAAUAUUUUGAAUUGGACGUUUUGGACGUCGUCGAAUUUCCGGUUGGAUUUCCUGUUUAAUUACACACUAUCCAUCUAUAGUCGACCGUACGGCAUCGAGUUCACUCCGAAGUUUCUCUGAUACCAUUAUGAUCAAAUCCAAGGCUUUACUGCCCUGGACAUGUUUGUUUAAGGAAAGCCGAAUGGCUUCGGAAUGUUGGCGAUCGUUGAGCACCAAACUGGAACCCAUAAAAAUGUCGUUCACAUCAUACGAAUCGGCUGCCGAUGGUGGACAAAAACCGCCCAUCAUCAUCAUGCACGGUCUGUUUGGUUGCAAGUCCAAUUGGAACAGUUUGUCAAAAUCCCUUCACAAUAUGACCCGCAGAAAAGUAAUUACUGUUGAUUCAAGAAAUCACGGAGACUCACCACAUACUUUAGAGCAAUCAUAUCGGCUUAUGGUUGAAGAUGUUAAAUUUUUAAUGGAAGAUUUAGGUGUGAAAAAAGCCUCAUUAAUUGGUCAUAGCAUGGGUGGCAGAACAAUGAUGUACUUAGCAGUCAUCUAUCCAGAACUCGUGGAAUCCCUAAUACCAGUCGAUAUAUCACCAGUUAACAGCAAAGAAGUGAGUGAUAUUCAAAGUAUUAUAGAUGUCUUAAGAGGUGUUAAUUUAGAUAUUGAUGGACCUAUAUCAAAAGUUCGGAAAUUGGCAGAUGAACAUAUGAAAAGUUCAAUAGAGAGUCCAGUACUUCGACAGUUCCUCCUAACCAAUCUUAUUGAAGUGAACAAAAAAUAUCAAUGGCGGAUAAAUUUAGAAUCUAUCAAUGUUAAUUUUAAAAAAGGGCUUGCUGUGUUUCCACCUGUGCAAUCAACAUAUAAUGGGCCAACAUAUUUCAUUGGAGGCGGAAAUUCACUUUUCUUGAAACCAUCAGAUCAUGAAGCCAUCAAACAGAUAUUCCCUUUAGUUAAAUUUGAUUAUAUAACUGGUGCCGGUCAUUGGUUACAUGCUGAAAAACCUCAGGAGUUUUUAAAAUUAGUGUCACAAUUUUUAGCUACUGUAUAGAAAUAUAAUUUUAACAAAUAUCAUUAUCAGGUUAGGAAAUAUAAAGAAAUUCAAACUUUGUAUUAAUAUGCCCCUAUGUGAUUGUCUGUGUAACUAUUUUCAGAUAACUAAUUAUGGGUUAAAUAUCAUUUUUUAUGAUAAUUAUUCAAACAAUAAAAUAAAAAAAUUUUUUA